This is a messenger RNA of Ectocarpus sp. CCAP 1310/34, 2281 nucleotides long. NCBI's taxonomy places the organism in Eukaryota, Phaeophyceae, Ectocarpales, Ectocarpaceae. The record is from the annotation of a GenBank genome assembly.
CACACACACAGGACGGCACCCGAGAGAUUCUACGGAAGUACGAGAAGAGCAACGAGGAUUCGCCAAUGUCGUGGUGCCUCCUGAUAGUGCUGCUGCUCGGCGCGCCCUUCUUGCCGCCAUGCGGAGGAUCGCUCCAUGUUUUCUAUAGCGGCGCAACCCCGACCGGUUCCGCCGAAGGUGCUACGGCUGGGUUGCUUGGCGCAUCCGAUAGAAGUAUGGAGGGUGGGGCCGAGGCUCUCCGGAGGUUUGCUUCUACACGGGCUAUGAAAACAGGAACAACCAUCGCUGGCGUAGUUUUCGAGGGAGGUGUGGUGUUAGGAGCGGAUACUCGAGCCACGGGCGGGAAAACGGUGUGCGACCGCAACUGCGACAAGAUUCACAUCCUCGCUUCCAACAUUGCCUGCUGCGGGGCUGGGACCAGCGCGGACGCGGUCAGGAUAACAGAGGGGGCACGUCUCGCGCUGUUGCGAAUGGCCCGAGAGAUGCAAGCCUGCCUGCCCUCAAGCAGGUCGCCUCUCCUCCAAUCCCAAUCUCGGGCGGACGGGGAGAGGCCCUUGGCUAGCUGCGACAGCGGGCUGGAUGAGGUGCAACGCAAGCAUCUCCGGGUCGGCGCGGCGGCGUUGUUGCUGGAACGGCACCUGUUCCGGUACCAGGGGACCGUUUCCGCAGCUCUCGUUUUAGGAGGAGUGGACGUUAUCGGCGAGCAUAUCUACCAGGCACCUCUCAUCCACGAGGGAGGAAGCCUCGCCGAGGUGGAAUUCACGGCCAUGGGUAGCGGGAGCCUGGCAGCAUUGAGCGUUCUGGAGCGGGGUUACCGAGAAAAUAUGACAGAACAAGAAGCCAAGGAGCUCGUACUAGAAGGCAUCGCGGCGGGAAUCGACAACGACCUGGGCAGCGGAAGCAACAUCGACUUGUGCGUUAUCACGGCGGAGAGAGGCCUGGAGCACCACAGAGGGGCUUGGACAGAUCCAGGCCUUGAUGACGAUGGCAUUGCUGCUCGAGAGCUUCCCGAAGGAAUCGAGAGCUGGCAACCAAAUCAACUUGAUGCGUCUGAUGACACCGAAAGUGGCGGUUUCGACGUCAUCGUCGGCGGGGAGGGUGGAUCGGGAGCAUGGGUGGGAAACGUGCGUCGAAGAAACAGGGAGAAAAGCGUCAUGAAGGUGGACCAUGACGAUGACGGGGCUCUACGUAGGUAUCGUUGCAGCGCCCUCGACGAUAAGAUCGAAGUGCUGUGAUGGUCCAAGGGUUCCCCUUGCGCUCGAGCGAUUCGUUCUCCCUUCAUCAAAAUUUAGAGGGAACCUGGUGUGUGAAGAGCAUCAUCCGGGAGGGCAAGAAGACGGCGGGCCUUCUACGGAACCAUCGGUGCAUUUCUGUUCACGGUAGGAUCGAAGUGAAAUAGUUACGUUCGUUCCGCGUCCAUCCAGGAGGUUAUAUUGGAGGGCCUCCCGUUGAAAUGGUAAAACGGUUUUCAACAAGGGCGAUACAAGUCAUCAUCACGCUGCAAGAAGCUACCGUUUACUACCGGUCGGGUCGUCGUCAUCGCCCGGCUGCGGCCGGAUGACCUUCCUCCUCAGGCGUCGGGCGCGCCGGUGAGCGGCAGUCCCGGGGCAAAGCCUCACGAAAUUUCCCAUUCGGGCAGGCAACUCCCCGACUUGGCGGGGCCUUCUGCCUUGGAGGAUUUGAUCGAGGUCGCUCUCCAGGUCUGCUUGCUCCUGUUGCGCACAUAUGUAGCCCACGAAGAGCAAGGACGGUGGCGAUGGACAGUCGAUGUUUUGAGUCGAGCGUUUGGGUAUUGACACAGGUCACGCCUCCGCUUUGCUUAGGCCCGCGAAGCAUGGACAUGGAAAAAUCAUCGGUUUUGGUUCAAGGCGCGUCCACCUCUGUUUUCGUCACGAAAAAUGCAGAUUGGAGACCGCUGCAACCUGGAUGGCGGGGAAAACAGCUUUGCUAGGCUCGGUCAUUGCUGUUUGCGGUUAGAGACGUUCUUGGAAGCGAUGAAAACCUCCUCUCGGUCGGUUUUCGUGAUCGUUAUGUGUGUCUGGUUUGGUCAUCUUGUGUGUUGCCUUUUUCGUCCCACCUAUCCCGGGCGCCAGUCACACCGUGCGGUAUAGGUUUGUCGCACCAGCCGGAGAUCACACAAAUGAGGUUUCGCCAAACGAUUAGGUGUGUCUCCGCCUUGCCCCCUGCGUUGCGUUUUACGCGCGAGAAGGGUCGGGUGAUCGCCUCGUGGGAUUUCUUAGUGCUUUUCAGCGCUGGUUUUGGUUGCAUGAUGUGGUUCCCU